Closterium sp. NIES-65 is the source of this 1063-nucleotide messenger RNA. The record is from the annotation of a GenBank genome assembly. Lineage: Eukaryota; Viridiplantae; Streptophyta; Zygnematophyceae; Desmidiales; Closteriaceae.
GUCCAGGCUCAAUGAGUCACCUCAUGGAGUUGGACAUUCUCUCAUGCCUCCAAUCAUCUCCCUUGGCUCUGCUUCUCCCUUGGCUCUGCUUCUCCCUUGCUCUGCUUCUCCCUUGGCUCUGCUUCUCCCUUGGCUCUGCUUCUCCCUUGGCUCUGCUUCUCCCUUGGCUCUGCUUCUCCCUUGGCUCUGCUUCUCCCUUGGCUCUGCUUCUCCCUUGGCUCUGCUUCUCCCUUGGCUCUGCUUCUCCCUUGGCUCUGCUUCUCCCUUGGCUCUGCUUCACCCCCUCUGCUUCACCCCCUCUCCUUCCCCGCUUAUCGCACCCACCAGUGGCGGGUACAACCUGAAGGCGGGGCCGGGGUCAAUGAUUCACCUCAUGAAGUUUGACAUGGGCGGCGCUGCUGCUGUGCUGGGCGCUGCCAAGGCCAUCGCUGCCAUCCAGCCCCAGGGCGUGCAGGUGCAUUUCAUCAUAGCAGCGUGUGAGAACAUGGUCAGCGGGGGCGGCAUGAAGCCGGGCGACAUCAUCACUGCUUCCAACGGCAAAACCAUUGAGCACAACCGCCCUAUCCCUUCCUCCCCUUCUCUGUCCCUUCCUCCUCUUCUCCAUCCCUUCCUCCCCUUCCCCGUCCCUUCCUCCUCUUCCCCAACCCUUCCUCCCCUUCUCCGCACCUUUCUCCUGUUCCUCUCCCUCCCCUUCCUCGCCCCUUCCCUCCUCCACGUGCCCAUCCCCUCACAGGUGAACAACACGGACGCGGAGGGGCGGCUGACACUGGCGGAUGCGCUGCUGUAUGCGCAGGCAGCAGGGCGUGGAGAAGAUUGUCUGUUCACCCCGAGCGAUGAGCUGUCAGCAGAACUGGAAGCUUCCUCCAAGGCGUGUGGCGACAAGGUGUGGCGCAUGCCCAUGGAGGAGGCGUACUGGGAGGGCAUGCGCAGCAAGCAUGCCGACAUGCUCAACACCGGCGGCCGCGAGGGCGGCUCCAUCACUGCAGCACUCUUCCCUCAAGCAGUUUGUGGUGGAGGGGUUGCCAUGGGCGCAUUUGGACAUUGCAGGGCCGGUGUGGAGUGA